Molecule: messenger RNA, 2214 nt
Organism: Cutaneotrichosporon cavernicola
Lineage: Eukaryota; Fungi; Basidiomycota; Tremellomycetes; Trichosporonales; Trichosporonaceae
Gene: MBP1
Exons: 6
Coding region: 1-2214 (737 amino acids)
Cellular component (GO): SBF transcription complex; MBF transcription complex
Molecular function (GO): protein binding; transcription regulator activity; DNA binding
Source: RefSeq, a predicted model, not a curated record
AUGGGCAAGAAAGCAGCCGCGACGGGCGACGGUGGGCCCAACACCAUCUACAAGGCCACGUACAGUGGCGUUCCCGUGUUCGAGUUCAUCUGCCGCAAUGUAGCCGUCAUGCGUCGUAGGUCUGACGCGUACCUCAACGCCACCCAGAUCCUCAAAGUCGCCGGAUUCGACAAGCCGCAACGGACACGCGUUCUGGAACGUGAAGUCCAAAAAGGAGAGCAUGAGAAAGUGCAGGGUGGCUACGGAAAGUACCAAGGGACGUGGGUACCCAUUGAACGAGGCCUCGCACUUGCAAAGCAGUACAAUGUCGAAGAUAUGCUGCGCCCCAUCAUCGACUUUGUCCCCAGAGAAUCCGUGUCACCACCCCCAGCUCCCAAGCAUACCGUCGCGCCACCCACCAAGCGCGGCAAGGAAGCCAAGCAGAAGGAGGCCCUGGUUCCGAUCAAGAGCGCUAAGGUCCUUGGUGCCGGCAAUGGGCGGCACCAGACGCCAGACUCUGUUGGCGAUGGCGAGGAUUCGGACGUCAUGGACGACAUGUCCGAGUCGCAGACGCCGUCGCCGUUGAACGGCACUUCGCGGCUGCCGACGGUAGACGAGCGAAGCAUUGACGGCAUGGACAUUGAUGGCUUCAGCAUCAUGAAUGGCCGUGCCGGGCACUCGCGUAAGCGGUCGUCCGCCAUGAUGGACGACGAGGACGAGUACGACCAGUUGAGGAAAGCGCGCGGCAACAGCGCCGUUCACACCCCCCCACCACCAGGCGCCAGCCCGCGCGCACAGUACGGCGGGAUGCAACACCCUCUCACCCAGGAUGAGUACAACGACAUUGUCUUGAACUACUUUGUUUCUGAAGCAACCCAAAUCCCCUCUGUCAUGACGAACCCUCCUUACAACUGGGAUUCUAACGGCACCAUUGACGACGACCAGCACACUGCGCUCCAUUGGGCUGCUGCGAUGGGCCGCACACGUGUGAUUAAGCUCCUCUUGUCGGCGGGCGCAAGCAUCUUCGGCAAGAACAACCUCGAGCAGACUCCUCUUAUGCGAAGUGUCAUGUUCACCAACAACUACGACCUGCGCAAGUUCCCAGAGGUGUUCGAGCUCCUCCACCGUUCGACACUCAACAUCGACAAGGCGAAUCGGACAGUCUUCCAUCACAUUGCCAACCUUGCAUUAUUCAAGGGCAAGGUUCACGCUGCACGUUACUACAUGGAGGUCAUCUUGUCGCGCCUGGCCGAUUACCCGCAGGAGCUAGCAGACGUGAUCAACUUCCAGGACGAGGACGGCGAAACGGCGUUGACCCUAGCUGCUCGCGCGCGGUCGAAGCGUAUCGUCAAGGCGCUUCUCGACCACGGCGCCGACCCGAAGAUCCGCAACCGUGACUUCAAGUCGGCCGAGGACUAUAUCUUGGAAGACGAGCGCUUCCGCUCGUCGCCUGACAUCAUGUUAGGUCGGACACAGCCCUCCGCGGCGCCCCGCAACCCAACGUCUCUGGGUGCGGCGGUGUUCAGCACUCUCCCGCCACAGCUGUACAACUCGGAAGCGGCGCGGUUGGCAGCCGGGCAGCACAGCUCGGACGUCCUGCAGCAGAUGCAGUCGCUAGCGCGCUCGUUCGAGGCGGAAAAGGCCAGCAAAGAGCGCGACGUGCUCGAGGCCAAGGCGAUGCUCACAAGCAUCCACACCGAGGUCACGGACGCUGGGCGGACGUUGCACAACCUGGGCGAACAGAUGAAGCCGCUCGAGGCCAAGCAAGGCGAGCUGGACGGGCUGGUCGAGAAGCUCAGGGCCAAAUUCGAGACGGACCUCGCGCGCGGUGCGCGCCAGUGGAAGUCGAGCGAUGAGGGUCGGGAGACACGGUGGAAGAACGGCGACGAUCCUGCACAGGCCGGCGAGGAUUACUCUGACCUGUCGACAUUGACAGCGGUGCCAGAGGUCGCGGAGGCUGUAACUGAGGAAGAGCGGUUGCGGAGCGAGAUCGAAAAGAUGCGACAACGGCGCAGCGAGCUCGUCACCCGUCUAGUGAAGGCGCAGACGGAGACGGGCACCACGGACAAGAUGGCCCAGUACCGGCGCCUGAUAUCAGCGGGCUGUGGCGGGGACAUCAGUCCCUGCGAGAUCGACGAGAUUGUCGGACAGCUCCUCGACAUGCUCGAGAACGAGGCGCAGAGUGGCCGUCCAGCCCCCCCACCCCAGACUGCCCCGUCAUGGGUCACUUCCUAA